AUGAGCGUCUCUUCAGAAUCCAGCUAUGUAGAGGUGGAAUCGCACAAGAACGAGCAGUCACAGCCCCCCCAGCACACAGAGCAGAAUGGACUACAAGAACCCAUAGCCAUUGUCGGUCUAGGCUGUCGUCUCCCCGGAGACAUCUCAUCCCUAGACGACUUCUGGGACAUGCUCAUCAACGGCAGAACAGGUCAAUGUGAUAUUCCAACCUCCCGAUUCAACGCGGAAGCGUUCUACCACCCGGACAAAGACCGUCCAGGGAGCAUGAACACGAAGGGUGGAUAUUUUCUGAACGAGAAUAUCCGAGAUUUUGAGAACGCUUUCUUCGGGAUUAAUAAUCUUGAAGCGACGUAUAUGGAUCCGCAGCAGCGGAAGCUGCUGGAGGUCGUGUAUGAAUGCUUUGAGAGCGCGGGGGCCCGGUUGGAGGAUGUCGCCGGGUCGAAUACGGGCGUUUAUGUGGGGAAUUUCACGAUGGAUUUUCAGGUCAUGCAGACAAGAGAUCCCGAGUAUCUGCAUCGGUACAGUGCUACGGGCAUGGGGACGACGAUUUUGAGUAAUCGGGUCAGCCAUGUUUUCAAUUUAGUUGGUCCAAGUUUGGUUCUGGAUACUGCUUGCUCUUCUUCGCUAUAUUGCCUACACACUGCAGUCAUGGCACUGCGGAACCAUGAGUGUGAUGCUGCGGUGGCGGCGGGUGUUAAUCUAAUUCAAUCUCCUGAACAGCAUAUCGGGACUAUGAAAGCUGGAGUGCUGUCGAAAACUUCCACAUGCCACACUUUCAGUGACCAGGCUGAUGGUUACGGACGUGCGGAUGGCGUAGGAGCUGUUUAUGUCAAGAGACUUAGUGAUGCCAUUGCGAACAAGGAUCCAAUCCGAGCGGUCAUCCGCGGCACUGCGGUCAAUGCGAAUGGCCGAACCCCAGGGAUCACUCAGCCAAGCUCUGCAGGCCAAGCAGCUGUCAUCUGCAAGGCCCAUGCGCAGGCUGGGCUGAGCCUACAGGAUACUUCGUAUGUGGAAGCCCACGGUACAGGUACUCCUGUAGGCGAUCCUAUUGAAAUUCGUGCACUGGCAGAUGCAUUCUCUGGUAGACCUAAAGCGUCACCUUUGCUAGUCGGCUCGGUGAAAUCAAACCUGGGCCAUAGCGAAGCAGCCAGUGGCAUAUCCAGUAUUAUCAAGGCUGUUCUUGCUCUAGAACGAGGGGUGAUCCCCCCAACAGUGAAUAUCGGCACGAUGAACCCUGAUAUCAAGACGUACGACUGGAACGUCGAGAUUGUCACGCGAAACACGCCAUGGCCCUGUGAUGGGUGGAAUAUUCCUCGAAGGGCCGGGAUCAACUCCUUUGGAUACGGCGGUGCCAAUGUCCACAUUGUUCUGGAGGCCUCGGAUAUCUUCGUGCCAGCUGGAUACAGCAAAAAUUCCGUGUCCACCGAGGUUCUCAAUUUGAUCAAUAAGAAAUUCCUCUUGCCAUUUUCUGCCUCAAGUCAGUCAGCUCUCAUUGCUAGGGUGUCCACGCUACACGACAAGACGGUCAACCUGGUAGACCUUGCGUACACUUUGACGGCUCGUCGGUCAAAGCUUGCACAUAAGGGCUUCCUUGUUGCCUCGCAACGCACUCUGGCGGAGGAUCUCAAGCCUGAAAAUUUAAUCAUUCCUCGCGAAACCGGUAUUGACGUUUCGAAAGGAUUCACUUUUGUUUUCACUGGUCAGGGUGCCCAGUGGGCAGAGAUGGGCAAGGGCCUCAUUGAGCAAUAUGCGGCUUUCCGCAGCUCUAUACAGCGGUAUGAUGCUGUUCUCAAGUGUUUGAAGCAUGGCCCUUCCUGGACCCUCAUAGACACUCUAGCCCAACCAGCCAAUACGAGCAAGAUCAACGAAGUGAGCAGGGCACAGACUGCAUGCACCGCUAUCCAGAUUGCUAUAGUUGAACUUCUCUCUGGCUGGGGCAUUGAGCCAUCCGCAGUCAUCGGACACUCGUCCGGUGAGAUUGCAGCGGCAUAUACUGCUGGGUUUUUGACCUCGAGGGAGGCCAUUACAAUUGCUUACUACCGAGGCUAUGCUGUUAGCAAAUUGUCCAUAAAGGGACAGAUGAUGGCAGUCGGAUUUAGCCAGACGGAAGCCGAGGAGGAGAUUGAACGCAAUGGGUUAACCGGAAAAGUCACCGUGGCAUGUGUCAAUUCACCUGAGAAUGUUACUCUGAGUGGCGACGCCGACGCAAUUGAUGCAUUGCACUCGGCCAUGGCUGAUUCGAGUGUGCUUCGACGAAAGUUGCUCACCGACGGACGGGCAUACCACUCCCACCAUAUGAUGCAGGUAGGGGCCGAGUACGAAGCCCUCAUUCGCAACAGCUGCACGCCUCUCGCAACACGGGUAAGGAAUAAAGCCCACGUGGAAUGGAUCUCUUCGGUCUUUGUCACCCCGAAUACCGACUCGAUUGACUACUCAUACUGGCGGCACAACCUUGAGAAACCGGUGCUUUUCGGGCCGACUCUGCAGAAGCUAACAGACACUCGCUCAGCGCCAUUGAUUGAGAUUGGUCCUCAUGGGGCUUUGAAAUUGCCAAUUAAGCAGACUCUGCAACAGGUUGGAAUCACUCCUACUUAUUUCCAGGCCCUAACUCGAGGAGAGUCCUCUGAUCUGAGCCUUUUGAAACUCCUGGGUAGUCUGCAUGUGGCCGGUGCAAAUGUUCCCCUUAAUAUUAUCAAUGGUCUCGAUAGCGUCGCUGCAGCCAAGGACAUUAGUAUUGUCGGAAAAACUGUGAAAGAUCUUCCUACUUACCAGUGGACCUACGAGCAGACUCUGUGGAACGAGUCACGAGCCAGUAUUGAGUUCAGGAACCGGGCAUACCAGCGCCAUGAACUGCUAGGCUCGAUGAUUACGGGUGGCAAUUUGAUGGACUUCUCAUGGAGAAAUGCCCUCAAUGCAAAUGAUGUUCGUUGGAUCCAAGAUCACAAGCUGGAUCGUACCGUUGUGUUUCCCGCUGCUGGAUACAUUGCUAUGGCUAUUGAGGCUCUAACACAGGCCUUGGGUAGGAAACAAACAGAUGGUCUCUCCUACGAGCUGCGCAAUGUCAACAUCAUGGCCGCUUUGACACUUUCCAAUCAGGAUAAUAUGGUCCCCGUUGAGCUAUUUACCACGCUGAGAAAGCGAAAUAUCUCUCCGACUGUCAAGUCUAAGAAAUGGUGGGAAUUUCAGAUCAGUUCCGUGAAGAACGGCAGAUCAGCUACACAUGUAUUGGGUUCAAUUGCGAACCAUGUGCCGCAUGCGCCGCUUGCGGCAGCUGUCAAACUCCAGGAGGCCCACAGCGAGCCAUCAGCAGUGCGGAACUGGUAUCAGAAGAUGGGAGAUGAGGGCCUCAACUUCGGAGACCAAUUCCAAACCAUGAAGACACUUCGUGUUCCGCGAGGAAGAACGGAACGCUGGGCUAUUUCUGAGAUUGAUGUCCAGCAAAGCACUCCAGGAGGUGUUGAACAGGAUUCAAAAUACACCAUCCACCCUGUCAGCAUUGACGGUAUGUUUCAGACUGCUAUCAUCGCCGGUGCGCAUGGUGUUAUCCCGGAUCUUCUAGCCCAAGUCCCUGUGUCUUUUGAGAGCGCCAUCAUCCGCGCACCUACGGCUGCAGAUUUGACCAGCAGCUACACGGUUUACGCCAACUCCCAUGCAACGAGCUUUUCCACGGCUACAAUCUCGACGGAGCUUCGCAAGCCUGACGGACAAGUGCAUGCGCAGUUCCACGGCAUGCGCCUAAGAACUUACGAAGGGGCUGCAAGCAACGCCGAUAUCGUCGAGCGUCAACCGAUGCUUCGCGUCUGCUGGAAGCCAGAUCUCGCCAGCCUUAAAACUGCACCAGAUGCACUUGAAGAGUACCUCAUGCGUGAAGCUGCGUUGGAGAAGCUCUCCGCACAAGUUUGUCCCUCUGAAAAGCUCUACCAGGUGCUCGGAGUCGUUGAACUCUUCUGCCAUAAGAAUCCUAGGGCGAAACUCCUGUACCUUCUAACGGACCCUCAUGACCUUACGGCUGUUGGAGUCUGCAUGAAAAGACUCGGGGUCGGAACUCAGAUGCCCACCUACAGCUCGUUCUCUGUGGCCGAAAUCACUGACGAGGGUGUUGUGAACCGGAGGAAGCUCCUCGACGCCAGUCCGCCAUCAAAGCUCGACUCGUUGCCUGUCGACGGAACCGCGUCCACGUACGAUAUUGUUAUCAUGCCACAGGCAUACCAAGACCAGCGAAAGGAACAGUUUCAUCUUCUUCCGUCCCUGAUCGGCCCUAACGGCCUGCUGAUUAUUCCGGACACCUUGCAAUCGCUUCCAAAGCUGCCAACUGAAACUGAACACUCAACCACAUGGGAAGCAACCAAUAUUUGCGGACUUGGCCUCCUUCAGAAGCGUACUCAAGAUCCCAAGACAGGUGCUCAGAUAGAGAAUCUUGUUGUUGUUGAGGACAGGGCCGGUACUCCCCUAGGUGACGCCAUUCUUUCCACGAUCUCUAGCAUCGCGGACUGUGUCAGUCGACUGCCGUUGGAUGCGGUUUCCGAGAGCACAAUUCCACCAAAGUGUACUGUUGUGACGACCAUUGAGACGAACCAGCCAUUCCUAUCCACCAUGUAUGAACAUCGGAUGACGCAGUUGAAGAUUAUCACUAACCGUGCCUCAAACGUCAUUUGGGUGAACACCUGCGGCAUGCUUCAGGGGAAGAACCCCGACAUGGCCCUUGUCGGUGGUCUUUCAAGAUCACUGAUGCUAGAACAGCCGUCUUUGAGCUUCUACACAUUAGACAUGGAUGGUAAAACGACGUUCGAUGUCACAGCGAGGCAUAUAGCUUUCAUCCUCUACCAGAGUGUCUUGUCGCCUACAAUUGACUACGAGUUUGUUGAAAGUAAUGGCCUUCUGUACAUCAGCCGUUUCUUGCCUGACUAUGCCUCCAACGAAAGAUUCCAGCAGACACAAGGCAAGCACACCGUCCAGAUGGAACUCCAAGAGGCGGGUGACUGCAGCCUCUUCCUUCAAGGAGCUAGCCAGGUGCACUCCCUUUGUUUCAGACAGAUCUCGGGUCGACCCCAGUUGAAGGACGACGCUGUGGAGGUCGAGGCUAUAGCCCACGCCGUUAAUGCAGCGGACAGCCAAGUGGUCCAUGGAAAGGCAGAGACAAAGCAGUCAACCUGUGCCACGGCCUUCACGGGUAUUGUUAAAUCAGUCGGCCGUGCAGUCACAGAUCUUGCUCCAGGGGACCGGGUAGCUGUGAUGGCACCUAAUCAGUUCCGUCUUAUCGAUCAAGUCCCUUCAUGGGCCUGUCGGAAACUUGAGUCCACAGAAAGUCCCGUCGAGCUAGCAACUAUCUUUGUGCCCUACGCGACAGCUCUGUAUGCCCUUCAUGACCGAGCUCACAUCCAGGCUGGAGAAAAACUUCUUGUGCACAUCGACUCAUCUGGUAUCGGACUGGCAGCUACUCGUCUCGCUGCACUUGCUGGAGUGGAAGUGUUCUGCACAGUCCUCUCCACCGAAGCUCAAGAAUUUCUGGUUAAAUCCUAUGGGAUGGACGAGAAGCGAGUCUUCCUCUUGGACGAGUCGUCCUACCUCGCAGACAUCUUCGAAGCAACCGACGGUCGCGGCGUUGAUGUUGUGUUCAACUUGCUUGGCGGCGACCUGCUCCACGACAGUUGGCGCGCAUGUGCUGAUUUUGGACGGUUCGUGGAAAUUGGUAAUCGCACUGCAGAGGGGCUGGAUAUGAAUUUCUUCGCCAAACAGCUGACCUACACUGCAUUCGACCUUGAGCACUUAUACUACUCCGGUAAUCCUGCUGUCAAAAGGAAAUGGUCCAGCCUCGUGCAAAAUGUAUUGGAGUUGUACAGGGAAGGCUGUAUUCCGUUCAUUAAGCCCUUGAAGGUCUUUGAUAUCUCCGAGAUUUCCGAGGCCUAUCACUAUGCCAGCGCAGAGAAUCGGCUCGGCGGCGUGGCAGUUACACUAGAAAACCGCAGGUCCAAGAUUGAUAAGGUUCUGCCCUUGAAAUACGCCACCCAGCUGUCUCCCGAGAAGACCUACUUCCUGGUUGGCUGUCUCGGUGGUCUGGGUGCAUCUCUCGCCAAGUGGAUGUUUGCGCGCGGAGCACGCAAGUACGUAUUUCUGGGACGAUCGGGGGCGGACCGACCUGCCGCGCGCCGUUUGGUCGAAGACCUUCAGUCACUAGGCGCCGCAGUAUCGGUGGUCCGCGGAGAUGUAGGCAGCAUGGCGGACGUCCAACGGGCCAUCGAUGGUAUCGAGGGUACCCUUGGCGGAGUGGUCCAGGCAGCAAUGGGUCUGAGCGAAGCUCUCUUCACGACUAUGACGAACAAGGCCUGGCACACUGGCAUUGGUCCCAAGCUCCGGGGUAGCUGGCAUCUUCAUCAGGCAAUUGCCGCGCGCGAGAAAACCCACCCUCUCGACUUCUUCCUCAUGACGUCGUCGGUUUCCGGCAGCGUUGGCACCGCGACGGAGAGUAAUUACUGCGCCGCUAACCAUUUCCUGGAUGCUUUUGCCCGGUACCGUCGCGCUCAGAACUUGACCGCGACCUCCCUUGGAUUGGGCAUGAUCUCGGAGGUGGGCUACUUGCACGAGAAUCCGGAGAUCGAGGAACUUUUGCUGCGCAAGGGCAUCCAGCCCAUUAACGAGGAGGAACUCCUGCAGAUCGUGGACGUCGCUCUGAGCCAGAAUGCCAGCACGCCGGGCUUCCUGCGGGCCGAUCCCCUAGCAAGCAGUCAUAUUCUGACGGGACUUGAACCACUGGCCCUCAAGGGUCUGCGAAACAAGGGUUUUGACGUGAGCAACCCCAUCCUCUCGGACCCACGUGCGUCGCUGCUCGCCACUACGAUCGAUGGUCUGGCCAGUGGUGACGACAGUCUCGGCGCGGUAGGCGCCAUUUCCGCCGAGCUCGCCCAAGCGCUAGGGGAGGCGGGGGAGAACGCCCCUCUCCGAAAUACUGUUGCUGCCCUCGUUGGGAAGCGGUUCGGCAAUUUGAUCCUGAUCCCAGAAGAGAAGCUGGAUGUGAAGCAGCCACUGUCCACGUAUGGUAUGGACAGUAUGCUGGCGGCGGAGUUCCGGUCCUGGGUGUACAAGGUUUUCAAGGCAGACGUGCCUUUCCUAGAUCUGCUGUCGCCAACCACGAGUCUAGACUCGCUGAUUGAUGGGGUAGAGAAGGAGGUUAUUGGACUACUGGGAUAA
Molecule: messenger RNA, 7185 nt
Organism: Aspergillus tanneri
Lineage: Eukaryota; Fungi; Ascomycota; Eurotiomycetes; Eurotiales; Aspergillaceae
Product: type I polyketide synthase
Exons: 8
Coding region: 1-7185 (2394 amino acids)
Biological process (GO): secondary metabolite biosynthetic process; fatty acid biosynthetic process
Molecular function (GO): fatty acid synthase activity; 3-oxoacyl-[acyl-carrier-protein] synthase activity; oxidoreductase activity
Source: RefSeq, a predicted model, not a curated record